AUGUUCAAGAGCCGUGGCCGACCGCGAGGUACCAGACGGAAAGCCGAAGAAGAUGAUGACGAUGAGGCGAGUGACAACGAAACUGCAGAACAGAUGAAGCUCCAAGAGGUGCGACUCAUCCAGAAAGAGCAGUGGCACAAGCCUCGUGGGGUUCUGCCAGCACCAGAGAUGGUGAAGCAAGUCGAACAAGAGGAGGAGGAGGACAAGGAGCAGUGGGGCCUUUUGGAGAAAUCCUUCUCUGGCACUGCGGGGCAAAAAGGUCCUGAUCACCACUUAGAGGCCUACUUGGAAGAGCGGCUUUUCAACAAGAACAAGCAGGAGGAAGAAAUCAAAGAGAAGACACGUGAAGAGCAGCUGUAUGAAGUGCCCUCGAACCUGCAGGUGCCGGAUGCAGCGGCCAGUCAGGUGGACAAGAUGAGCUGGGUGGCUGGACUGGCAGAGGUGGCACUACCAGUGGAGUACAAGCUCAAGAACAUUGAGGAGACUGAGCGUGCAAAGCGAGAAUAUUUGUACGGAGAAGCUGCCAAUUCGAAGCCGUGCUACCGGCCUAUUGGAUUGGACCGAGCACAAGCAGAUUGA
Molecule: messenger RNA, 579 nt
Organism: Cladocopium goreaui
Lineage: Eukaryota; Dinophyceae; Suessiales; Symbiodiniaceae
Source: the annotation of a GenBank genome assembly